Molecule: messenger RNA, 2223 nt
Organism: Dromaius novaehollandiae (emu)
Lineage: Eukaryota; Metazoa; Chordata; Aves; Casuariiformes; Dromaiidae
Gene: CDKN2C
Product: cyclin dependent kinase inhibitor 2C
Exons: 3
Coding region: 366-869 (167 amino acids)
Biological process (GO): regulation of G1/S transition of mitotic cell cycle; regulation of cyclin-dependent protein serine/threonine kinase activity; negative regulation of cell population proliferation
Cellular component (GO): nucleus; cytoplasm
Molecular function (GO): protein kinase binding; cyclin-dependent protein serine/threonine kinase inhibitor activity
Source: RefSeq, a predicted model, not a curated record
CCCUGAGCGCGGGCGGCGGCAUGUGGCGGCCGCUGCGCCGCCAGGCCGCCGCCGCCCGCCGCCCUCCUGGAUGCGCCGCGGCCGCCGCCGCCCGCUGCGCCGGGGCUCCGCCAGGACGCGGGAUCGACGCUGCUGCGGGAAGCGAGAGGCGCCGGCGCCCCGAGGCAGCGAGCGCCGCGGCCGCCCCGCCGCCCGGCACGGCGGCUGGCAGGGGGCAGCCCGCGCCCGGAGCGCGCCGCCGCGGACGACUUCUCCCCGGAGCCGCCGCCGCCGCCGCGGAGCCGCACGACCGGCUGCCCACAGGGCGGGUUGCCGUCUUCUUCGGAGCUCUCGGGUCCGCCUCAGGCUCCAGGUCACCCUAAAGAAUGGCCGAGCCUUCUGGGAACGAGCUGGCGUCCGCGGCUGCCAAGGGGGACCUAGUGCAACUCACUAAUUUGUUGCAAAAGAAUGUAAACGUCAAUGCACAAAAUGGAUUUGGGAGGACUGCGCUGCAGGUCAUGAAGCUGGGGAACCCCGAGAUCGCCCGGCGGCUGCUGAGCAGAGGCGCCAACCCCAACCUGAAGGACAGUACCGGCUUCGCCGUGAUACACGACGUAGCCCGGGCGGGCUUCCUGGACACUUUGCAGACUCUGCUGGAGUUUAAGGCCGACGUGAACAUCGAGGACGCCGAGGGCAACCUGCCGCUGCACCUGGCGGCGCAGGAGGGCCACGCGGCCGUGGUGGAGUUCCUGCUGCGGCGCACGGCCAGCCGCGUGGGCCACCAGAACAAGCGCGGCGCCACCGCCUGCGACCUGGCGCGCCUCUACAAGCGCACGGCCGUGCUGCGGCUGCUCGAGGGCGCCCGCCCGCCGCCCGCCCCCCAGCCCUGACCGCCCCGCCGCCGCCUCCCGCCCCGGCAGCGGCUCUGCUCCCCCAGGUCGAGGUGGGUUUUCGGCAGGAUUCCGCAUCCGCACUCCCGGCAGCGCCCCGCACCCGCCGCCUGCAAAGCGCUACGAGACUCAGCCGUGUACAUGUCGGUCGCCCAUGCCUAGUCUGCCGGUACCAAGCGUUACACUUCAUCUUAGCUGAUGGGUCUUAAGCCAUUAAUGCAAGAGAAAGCUAUAUAUUCACGUGCUUUACGUCGCUGUACUUUUACGCUCCAAGACUUCCCCCGCCUCCCGCGCCCCAGACCCUGCUCGGGAGUCCCAGGCGGUGGGAGAGCCGCCGGGGGGGCACCGCAGCCCCGAGCCCAGGCAGGGCGGCUCGGCCUGCAGGGAGCGGGUGUCGCGCCGGAGCGCUGGGCAAUAGCUGCGUUUUGACACUAACAAGAGCUUGUAGAAGUAGGUCACUCGCUUUCUAAAUGUAGAUUACACUUCUCCGCUUUGUGUAUUUAAACUUUCACCAAGCUGCUUUUCAAUUUAGUUACCAGAAACAAUAUAAGUGGUGUUUUUGAUUGCCAGAGGUUUUAAACAGCUCAGUUUAGUGGCUCGUGUUUACUGUGCACUGAACAAUAUAUUUUUCUAGCUUCAGAACAAGCAGCAGAUAACCGUUGUCAGAGAAAAGAGCACUGUAAGGCUGUAAUACAGCAAGUUUUCUGGUCACUUCAGAGUCUGAGAGCAGUUUAGAGGCCGUUUAAGAAAUACUUGCUUUCCACCAACUGUUCUGUUUUGUUUGUUUUGGAAAUAAACCAUUUUAAUGAUAGAUGCAUCUCACAGAAUAUGAAUAUUUGAAUACAGUGAAAUUUAGGAAGCAACACGUUUGAUAUUCCUGAACUUACAUUACGGCUUGCAGCUAAAAUACAAUUUAACCCUUGGAAAUUUUCUGUUGCAGUGCAGUGGAUAGUAUGGGUAAGCCCAAAACUCAUGUACCUCGAUAGCUACCAGGGGAGCUAACGCUCAGCACCUUAUCGGAAUGAGUUUAAUAUGAGAACUUUUGACAUUUGUAUAGGUCCUAAUUGUUCGACAGAUGAGCAGUUUAAAGUGCUUUACUUUGAAUAGUUUAGAUUUUAACCGCGCAAAAUAGAAGGUAUUAAAUCCGUGUAAAAUGAGUAGAUAGCUACAAACAGCACUUAAAAGAAGAUAUGUUCAUCUAGAUUUUUGCUCUUCAAAAAAAGAUUUUAGCCCCACAAAUUCAGUUCCUAUUGUUUUCAAGGGAGAAGUAAUUUCCUGAAACUGUCUAUCACGUGUAGUAUACGCUCUGUCACACUGCUGUGUUUUUUGAUUAAAAACCUCUGUGAAAUACGAA